AUGGACACGAAGAUGGGUUUUCCAGGUGGUGGGGGGGGUGGAAAGAUGUGGCACAUAUGGUGGGAGAAGAUCUCAGGGCAGGGUUGCAAAAUUCACCAACAGUACUACCAGUAUAUUGGCUCUAAGAAAGUGAAGAGAGCGUUGUGGAGGAAGCUUUUGCUGACAUGGGUGGUGGGUUGGAUUAUAGUAUCUUUGUGGAUCUUGUGCUACAUGAGCUUGCAGGGUAUUGAGAAGAGGAAAGAGACUCUGGCAAGUAUGUGUGAUGAAAGAGCUAGGAUGCUUCAGGAUCAGUUUAACGUCAGUAUGAACCAUAUCCAAGCCAUGUCCAUUCUGAUCUCCACCUUUCACCAUGCCAAGAACCCUUCAGCCAUCGAUCAGAAAACUUUUGCAAGGUACACAGAAAGAACAGCUUUUGAGAGGCCUCUUACAAGUGGUGUUGCAUAUGCUGUAAGGGUUCUCCAUUCUGAAAGGGAACAAUUUGAAAAGCAACAAGGUUGGACCAUCAAGAGGAUGGACACUCUAGAGCAGAACCCGGUUCACAAGGACGAUUAUGCCCCAGAGGCAUUGGAGCCAUCCCCCGUCCAGGAAGAAUACGCUCCUGUCAUCUUUGCACAAGAUACAAUUGCACAUGUGAUUUCUGUUAAUGUGCUUUCUGGAAAGGAAGACCGUGAGAAUGUGCUGCGUGCAAGAGAAUCAGGCAAAGGGGUUUUAACUGCUCCCUUCAGGCUUCUCAAAACAAACCGUCUAGGGGUUAUCCUGACAUUUGCUGUCUACAAGAGAGAUCUUCCAUCAAAUGCAACCCCAAAUGAAAGGAUUCAAGCAACUGAUGGGUAUCUUGGGGGAGUCUUUGAUGUUGAGUCAUUAGUGGAGAAAUUACUUCAGCAACUUGCUAGCAAGCAAACUGUAAUUGUUAAUGUGUAUGAUACUACAAAUCAUACUCAUCCAAUUGCCAUGUAUGGUUCAAACGAAUCAGGCGAUGAUUUCUAUCAUGUCAGCACUCUUAACUUCGGAGACCCUUUUAGGAAGCACGAGAUGCACUGUAGGUUCAAGCAGAAACCACCAUGGCCGUGGUUGGCAAUAACUACUUCAUUUGGUAUCCUUGUUAUUGCAUUCCUUGUCGGAUAUAUUUUCCAUGCCACUGUGAAUCGAAUUGCCAAAGUAGAGGAAGAUUGCCGUGUGAUGACGGAACUUCAGAAACAAGCUGUGGCUGCUGAUGUUGCAAAAUCCCAGUUUCUUGCUACUGUUUCCCAUGAGAUCAGAACACCAAUGAAUGGUGUUUUAGGGAUGUUGCAUAUGCUUAUGGAUACAGAUCUAGAUGUAACCCAACAGGAAUAUGUCAGGACAGCACAGGAAAGUGGAAAAGCUCUGGUGUCACUUAUAAACGAGGUUUUGGAUCAAGCUAAGAUUGAAUUUGGCAAGCUAGAGCUUGAGGCUGUACUCUUUGACAUCCGGGCAAUUUUGGAUGAUGUAUUGUCACUAUUUUCUGAGAAGUCUCAAGGAAAAGGAGUAGAGUUGGCAGUUUAUGUGUCAGAUCAGGUUCCAGAAUUAUUAGUAGGUGAUCCAAGAAGAUUUCGACAAAUAAUUACCAAUCUCAUGGGUAACUCAAUUAAGUUCACUGACAAAGGACAUAUUUUUGUCACUAUCCAUCUUGUUGAGGAAGUUGUCCAUUCAAUAGAGGUUGACAAAGAAUCGAACUCAGAAAAUACUUUGAGUGGUUCCCUUGUUGCUGAUAGUCGCCGCAGCUGGGAAGGAUUCAGGGCUUUCAGUCAAGAGGGACCUCUUGGUUCCUUCUCAUCCCUCUCCAAUGAUCUUGUCAAUUUGAUUGUAUCUGUCGAGGAUACAGGUGAAGGCAUUCCUCUUGAUUCUCAACCCCGCAUCUUCACCCCAUUCAUGCAGGUAGGUCCAUCCAUUUCCAGAAAGCAUGGAGGAACAGGUAUUGGCCUAAGUAUUAGCAAGUGUUUGGUUGGUCUUAUGAAUGGAGAAAUUGGAUUUGUGAGCAUACCCAAGAUUGGAUCCACAUUCACUUUUACUGCUGUAUUCACCAAUGGUCUCCGCAAUUCAAAUGAGUGUAAAAUUCAGCAAACCAGCAACCAACAGUCUGCAUCUUCAGAAUUUGAGGGGAUGACUGCAUUAAUUAUUGACCCAAGACCUGUUAGAGCAAAAGUGUCAAGAUAUCACAUCCAACGGCUUGGCAUUCAUGUUGAGAUAGUUUCUGAUUUAAACCAAGGUUUGCUAACCAUAAGCAAUGGGAAUAUAGUUAUUAAUAUGGUCUUGAUUGAGCAGGAGGUUUGGGAUAGAGAUUUAGGCUUGUCAUCUCACUUUGUCAAUAAUACAAGGAAAAUUGAUCAUGGUGUUCCUCCAAAGCUGUUCAUUCUUGUUAAUUCUAGUACUUCUUUUAAAGCUAGUGUAAACACGGAUGCUGAUAAUCCUACUGUCAUCACCAAACCUCUGAGAGCAAGUAUGCUUGCUGCCUCACUACAACGAGCCAUGGGUGUCCAAAACAAGGGAGCUCCUCGAAAUAGAGAGCUUCAAAGUUUGUCUCUUCGCCAUCUUCUUCGUGGCAGGAAAAUUCUAAUUGUAGAUGACAAUGCUGUGAACCGUGCUGUAGCAGCUGGUGCGUUGAAAAAGUAUGGAGCAGAUGUGGUUUGUGUUAGCAGUGGGAAAGAAGCCAUCUCUUCCCUGAAGCCACCCCAUCAGUUUGAUGCCUGUUUCAUGGAUAUUCAAAUGCCUGAAAUGGAUGGUUUUGUAGCUACAAAGCGAAUUAGGGAGAUGGAAGAAAGUGUGAACAGAGAAGUAUCGAUGGAUGAGAAUGUUACAAACUGGCAUGUACCCAUUUUAGCCAUGACUGCAGAUGUGAUACAGGCUACACAUGAGAAAUGCCUGAAGGAUGGCAUGGAUGGAUAUGUUUCAAAACCAUUUGAAGCUGAACAGCUCUAUAGAGAAGUCUCGCGAUUUUUCCAGUCAUCUUGA
This is a messenger RNA of Sphenostylis stenocarpa, 2970 nucleotides long. The record is from the annotation of a GenBank genome assembly. Lineage: Eukaryota; Viridiplantae; Streptophyta; Magnoliopsida; Fabales; Fabaceae.